AUGAUGCACUGCCCUAUUUGGGCACGAGCCUGUUCUAGCGCUCGCACUCCCGGUGUACCGGCUUUAAUAUCCCUCCGGGACGCUAGGCUUUUCCAGGAGUCGCUUUCAGCAAAUUCAACACUCGCUACUUUCAAGGAUGCGUAUCAAACAGGCAAGUUCCGUGUAGUUGAGGAUGAAGACAAAGCCAGUGCCGGUUUGAAUUCGAAUCGGUCUCUUCCCAUGCUACAGUUUCCUAAGUACAGAAUUUUUGAGGAAGUCGCAAAAGAUGCUAAAAUCGGCGAAUGGAGGAAGCCGGUGACAAAGUGGGCUAGACUGGCCAAAGCAGUGCUUAAAAUGUACAUGGUGGGGUUAAAGAAUAACUGGUACAUCCGGAAGUCUGCAAAGAAGGUAACCACCAAGUUUGGGACAACUCCAGAGCAAUUUGCGGCAGAGCUGUACAAAGAUAUGACAUUCCAAGAAAUAGAACAUCGAAUCAAAGGACUGAGGCCCGCGCCAUUGCGCAUCAACCGCAGCGAAUUCCAAGAACUACAUAGGCAGAAAGAGUUUUGGAAGAUUCCCGCGUUCUUUGCCCUCUAUGUUGUAUUUGAGGAGUUCUUACCAUUGAUUUGUUACCUCCUACCUUCGAUCGUACCAUGGAAUUGCCUUACGCCAGGAGGGUUCAAAAAGCUAUCAGAUCUACGUGUAUCAUCCAAAAGUUUACUGCCUUUCAAGUCGCAAGACAAGCUUGUUCCAGCCUAUGCCUCGCCUUACUCGGUGCCGCUAGACAAUGUCAUCGGCCUCCUCAGAAGCCACAGAAUGAUUUCGAGGUGGAAGGCUGCCGUCUAUCGCGUCUCAGGAAAUCGGACGCAGCUAUGCGAGUUGCUGACUCAGUUGAGCCAAAACCUUACGCUUGAUGACUGGUUCCUGGUUAGUCAAGUCGUCAACGCGGAUGGCAUCGUUGCGAUUACUGACAGAGAAUUGGUGAAUGCCGUUUUGGAAAGGCAACUUUACUUCAAGGGGGAGGAUCUGAACGCGCUAGCUUCGACAGAAAUUGGCAGGAGGCUUCUCGUUUGGCGCCUUCUGAUUUACUGGUCAUUUAGAUUCCACGGAACCACUGUGACUGGCGGACCUAAGACUUUCUCGGAAACCUGGGGUGUGAACAACGUUGGUAUCAUGAAUUUUCCGGGCUCUACGCAACUAUUGGAUUUUAAUACUCUAAAAAACGUUGUCGACCAGUGCUGUACAUAA
This is a messenger RNA of Lachancea thermotolerans CBS 6340, 1227 nucleotides long. It is a transcript of the gene PNT1, whose product is annotated as Pnt1p. NCBI's taxonomy places the organism in Eukaryota, Fungi, Ascomycota, Saccharomycetes, Saccharomycetales, Saccharomycetaceae. The coding region runs from base 1 to 1227 and encodes 408 amino acids. The transcript has a single exon. The record is from RefSeq and is a predicted model, not a curated record.